GCCAUUCGUGGCUGCCGGGAAACCGAGAUAUCCCACUGGAGCGAGGAGAGCCAGCAGAUCUUGCAGCGUGUCCGGGAUACGGCCUUCCCACCGGGGGUGCCGCAGCUCUCGCUUGUCCAUGUCCUUGACCUGGAUAAAACCGGCUACAUCAAACCUCACGUAGACAGCGUCAAGUUUUGCGGUUGCACGAUUGCGGGGCUGUCCCUGCUGUCCUCCAGCGUGAUGCUGCUGGUCAGCGAACAGAACCCCGAGGACUGGAUGGCCCUGCUGCUGCCACGCCGCUCGCUGUACAUCAUCAGGGGCGCGGCUCGCUACGAGUUCACCCACGAGAUCCUCAAAGACGAGGAGUCCUUUUUUGAUGGCCAGAAGAUCCCCCGAGAGAGACGGAUUUCCGUCAUCUGCAGGAACCUGCCUGUGCUGCCCGCGCCGACGUAGAACCAGCCCCAGGGCUCCAGACGCUAGUGGAGCCGUGGGCUUGGAAACUAGCCCCUCUCCAUGCUGGAACAGAGCUGAAUGCGUUCAGCUGAGCUCACUGUCACUCCUGCCUGUGGAGGUCUGUAGCCACGACUAACCAGGGGACUUCUCCCCUCAACAGGGAGCCGUGGAGUCGUCUGCGGACGUAUGUGCCCCCGGCAACCAGGUACCUACAGUCUCAUCCGCAGUGCAAUUAACGAACGAGGUAAUCUACCACGUUGACAGGGCGGGGACAUUGCUUUGAUUGCACAGUGCCUGUUCAACCCAACAAGUGAAAUCUAAAGUGGAAACGUCUCCCCUGCGAUCUUUGUUACGGGCAGGGCUGAGCAGGGACGGACACUUCAGACAGUGUGCUGCUUCGGUUUGUUCCUAAAAGGAUCUGCCGGCUCUGGCACAUUUUGGUGAAUUUCCCUCAUGGAAAAUCAUGUCUUCUAACAUGCAGCUGGUUUCCAAACGUUAUUAUUAACCCUUCGUGUUACGGGAGUGACGAGGGAUGUCAAAUCCUGUUUAAUCGGUUAACCAAUUAAAGGGGGAUUCUCUA
Pelodiscus sinensis (Chinese soft-shelled turtle) is the source of this 1015-nucleotide messenger RNA. The record is from RefSeq and is a predicted model, not a curated record. Lineage: Eukaryota; Metazoa; Chordata; Testudines; Trionychidae.